This is a messenger RNA of Capsella rubella, 756 nucleotides long. Its product is annotated as glycine-rich protein 23. The record is from RefSeq and is a predicted model, not a curated record. NCBI's taxonomy places the organism in Eukaryota, Viridiplantae, Streptophyta, Magnoliopsida, Brassicales, Brassicaceae. The transcript has 4 exons. Bases 1 to 756 code for a protein of 251 amino acids.
AUGGUAGUAAACAUGAAUACGAAGACGUUUAUCGUAUGGUUUCUGUUGUUAGCGGCUGUUGUAGUAGCUGUAGCAGCAGAGACUUCCGUGGAUGACAAGAAAGAAGGUGCAAAGGAAGUAGAGAUACCAACCGGAGAAGGCAAAAGCGACGCUAAAGAUAGUGUCAACAAAGGAGACGUUGGGGUCGAGGCCACACUUGAGAAAGAAGAAGAUAAAAAUUAUGAAGUUGAUCAAAGCUGGAAGGGAGGAGGUGGCCGAGGAUGGAAGGGAGGCGGUGGCAGAGGAUGGAAAGGAGGCGGCGGCCGAGGAUGGAAGGGAGGCGGUGGCCGAGGAGGAGGCUGGAAAGGAGGAGGUGGUGGAGGCUGGAAGGGAGGUGGUGGCAGAGGAUGGAAAGGAGGCGGUGGCCGGGGAUGGAAAGGAGGCGGUGGCCGAGGAGGUGGUGGAGGCGGUGCUGAGGUGGAAGCCACUCUUGAGAAAGAAGAAGACAACAAUUAUGAAACUGAUCAAAGCUGGAAAGGAGGAGGUGGUGGAGGCUGGAAGGGAGGUGGUGGCAGAGGCUGGAAGGGAGGCGGUGGCAGAGGAUGGAAAGGAGGCGGUGGCCGGGGAUGGAAAGGAGGCGGUGGCCGAGGAGGUGGUGGAGGCGGAGGAGGUGGUGGAGGCUGGAAGGGAGGUGGUGGCAGAGGAUGGAAGGGAGGCGGUGGCCGGGGAUGGAAAGGAGGCGGUGGCCGAGGAGGUGGUGGUGGAGGCGGAGUGUAG